CUCGUUCUAAUGCGUCAGACUCCGAUGUAAACAUUCAUCAUGGCGUCUGCCGUGUUUUGGUUUUUAUUUCCGCUCAAUCUGUUUUUGUACACAAGAGGAUUUACUGAAGUUCAGCAACUAUCAGAUUCAUGCUACAAACCAAUGAAGGACCACAGACCUUCAUUCAUUAAGACAUACCCCCGGCCUCAUGAAUAUGUAAACGUCUCUGAUCUCCCCGCCUCCUGGGACUGGCGCAACAUUGAUGGCAAAAACUAUGCGAGCGUCACACGCAACCAACACAUCCCACAGUACUGCGGCUCCUGCUGGGCCAUGGGCGCCACCAGCGCACUCGCAGGUCAGACUCAGGACACUACAGUAGAGUACAGAAACUUCAAAGUCAAACACAUGCAUUUUUCUGUCUUAAACUCAGAUCGCAUUAACAUCAAGAGGAAAGGGGCGUGGCCUUCUACUUACCUGUCAGUGCAGAACGUGAUUGACUGUGGCGGGGCAGGCUCAUGCUACGGUGGAGAUCACAUGGGUGUAUAUGCUUAUGCACAUGAGCACGGCAUUCCUGACGAGACCUGCAAUAAUUAUCAGGCCCGAAAUCAAAAAUGUGACUCAUUUAAUCAGUGUGGCACAUGCUCGUUCUUCGGUUCCUGCUCUAUAAUUAAAAACUACACCGUGUGGAACGUUGGAGACUAUGGAGACGUCUCAGGACGAGAUCGCAUGAAGGCUGAGAUCUACAAAAAUGGGCCAAUCAGGCAGGUUCUACAGCCCAUAUUUUUAGUUAAAUAUAAAUUAAAAUAGUAAGCUACAACUCUUGGGCCUCAAUGGCAGAAAAAUCCAUAUGAUGCAAUUUUGAUAAAAGUAUUUGGCUAUAGUUCAUUAACAGU
This is a messenger RNA of Sinocyclocheilus rhinocerous, 872 nucleotides long. RefSeq names its product cathepsin Z-like. Gene Ontology annotation, molecular function: cysteine-type peptidase activity. The record is from RefSeq and is a predicted model, not a curated record. Bases 40 to 786 code for a protein of 248 amino acids. Gene Ontology annotation, biological process: proteolysis. The transcript has 3 exons. NCBI's taxonomy places the organism in Eukaryota, Metazoa, Chordata, Actinopteri, Cypriniformes, Cyprinidae.